Molecule: messenger RNA, 6383 nt
Organism: Engraulis encrasicolus (European anchovy)
Lineage: Eukaryota; Metazoa; Chordata; Actinopteri; Clupeiformes; Engraulidae
Gene: tmem259
Product: transmembrane protein 259
Exons: 12
Coding region: 1024-3540 (838 amino acids)
Biological process (GO): positive regulation of ERAD pathway; response to endoplasmic reticulum stress
Cellular component (GO): endoplasmic reticulum
Source: RefSeq, a predicted model, not a curated record
GAGAAAAUGGCUGUGUAAACAGGUCUCGGAGCAAGAAAACGAAUAAUAUGUUACCGUAAAUACCACCUACUGUAGAAAGAACUUGGCAUUGCUCGUUGGAGACGCACAGAUACAUCGCUAAUGGCAAACAACUAAACCCACGAGAAUUGGACUAUGCGACUGAAGCAGAUCUGCAACUUGGUCAUACGGGUUCUAGAGAGUGAGCUAGCUAGCAGAUGUCGGAUUUGAACGUCAAGUAUUUAGCGAGAUUUAGCUUGGUAUUUUGAUUUUUUUUGCAAAAUCGACGAGUCAGGAGACGACAGUUGUAUGCUUGCCCAGGGCGCUUUCUUGAUAUUUCUUGAAUUGCUGUUUACCUGGGGUCUGUUCUCUUUGAUCCUAAAUCAAGCGUCGUGAAGGAAACGCAGACUGAUGUCACAUUGAAGUGCGCAUUAUAGCACACGUAUGCAUUAGCAAGGCUAACUUGUCCAGACACUGUUGUACAACUACCAAAAUACAGCCUAAAUUACUGUUGUCUGAAUUGCAGUGUCAGUAUUUGUCGAGAGUGCAUUUUGCUGGAGACUGAUACGACUCCCGUAUUUGCUUCCUGUUGAUGAAACGAACGUCUCUUUGUAGCUAGAAUAAAUGGGGUGUGUUUAGAUAGUUAACGACACAUGUUUAGCCAACAUUAGACGCAGCUGUCUUCCACUGGAUGUAAUAUGUUGUGGGGAAUCAGCAACAGCGGAACAACCAUUUAAGCGCAUUAUGCUAACAUUAGUAAUCAAAAGGAAAUGGUCGCAGUUUGUGAGGCAGCGUUAGGUCUUGGUUGUGAAAUCAGUCAAUACCGCGAAGAAGACAUUCGCUCCACAUAGGGUGAAGUUGUACCAGUUCAGUCCUAAACUACUGAUAACAUUAAUGCGAUUUUAGCAGUACCGACUAGCUGGCUUUACAGCUAGCAGGAUUGGUUGGAGACAUUUGUUCCUGAAGUGACUACGAAUUUGACCCGAUUGAAGUACAUUUGUAACGGAAACCUUCUACGAGAGCACAAUGUCUGAUAACCAGGGUGUCAACAAUAACAACAUCCCCCUGAACAACAAUGGCGGGGCCAACAGAAUCAGAAAUCCAAACAUAAACCAAAACCCUCUGAUCAACGUGAGGGAUCGGCUCUUUCACGCCUUGUUCUUUAAGAUGGCCGUGACUUAUGCACGAUUGUUCCCACCAUCCUUUCGCCGGAUAUUUGAAUUCUUCGUCCUUUUAAAGGCUCUGUUCGUGCUCUUCAUCCUGGCCUACAUCCACAUCGCCUUCUCGCGCUCGCCCAUCCACUGCCUGGAGCACGUGCGUGAGAAGUGGCCUCGCGACGGCAUCCUGCGCGUGGAGAUCCAGCGCAACUCGAGCCGCGCGCCCAUCUUCCUGCAGUUCUACGAGACCGAGGGCUUCCAGGGCCUGGUGAAGGAGACCGAGGGAGACGAGCUGGGGGGAGGCUUGGAGGUGGAGGUGGAGCUGGAGGUGGAGCUGGAGGGGGCUCCGGUACCCGUGCAGCACCUCCCCACCGAGGAGGAGGUGGAGGAGGAGGAAGAGGAGGUCACCAUGGAGAUGUCCGACAACAGCUCCAUACAUUUUGAGCUGGACAUGGAGCCGCGUCUGAAGGCGUCGGUGGCGGCUGGAGGGGCUGGCCUGGGCCUGAACGACUCAGUGGAGCUCUCCUUCAGCCAGGCGCCCACUAAAGGUAUGCAGCCCCUGCAGGACACAGUCUCCGAGAUUGAGAUGCUAACGAGAGCAGUGUGGCCUCAGGAGGAGUACAUCGUGGAGUACUCGCUGGAGUACGGCUUCCUGCGCCUCUCCCAGACCACGCGGCAGCGCCUCAACAUCCCCGUCAUGGUCGUCACUCUUGACCCUAUGAAGGACCAGUGUUUUGGGGACGGCUUCAGCCGCUUCCUGCUGGACGAGUUCCUGGGCUACGACGACAUCCUGAUGUCCAGCGUCAAGGCGCUCGCUGAGAACGAGGAGAACAAAGGUUUCCUGCGUAAUGUGGUGUCGGGGGAGCACUAUCGCUUCGUGAGCAUGUGGAUGGCCCGCACCUCCUACCUGGCUGCCUUCGUCAUCAUGGUCAUAUUCACUCUCUCUGUCUCCAUGCUGCUGAGGUAUUCCCACCAUCAGAUAUUCGUCUUCAUUGUGGACCUGCUGCAGAUGCUUGAGAUGAACAUGACCAUCGCCUUCCCAGCAGCCCCCCUGCUCACCGUCAUCCUGGCACUCGUGGGUAUGGAGGCCAUCAUGUCGGAGUUCUUUAACGACACGACCACAGCCUUCUACAUCAUCCUCAUCGUGUGGCUGGCUGACCAGUACGACGCCAUCUGCUGUCACACUAACACCAGCAAACGCCACUGGCUCAGGUUCUUCUACCUGUACCACUUUGCGUUCUACGCGUACCACUACCGCUUCAACGGCCAGUACAGCAGCCUGGCCCUCGUCACCUCCUGGCUCUUCAUCCAGCACUCGAUGAUCUACUUCUUCCACCACUACGAGCUGCCGGCCAUCCUGCAGCAGAUCCGCAUCCAGGAGAUGUUGCUGCAGAACCAGCAGGCGGGCCAGGCCAACCAGACGGCUCUGCAGGACAACCUCAACAACAACACCACGCCCAACAACGCAGCCAACGCCAACGCAGCAGGCAACAACCCCAGACCGGCAGCCAACGGCCAGCCGCUGCAGCCAGGCGAGCCCCAGGCUUCAGGUGCGGCCUCCUCCACCUCCGGGGCUGGUGGUGUUGGUGGUCCCCUGGCCUCCUCUCCCUCUGGGUCGGGCGAACCCCAGCCUGGCGGCACCGUCGUGGGCAACGACCUGGACUGGAUGGCGGAGACGGCGGCCAUCUUGACGGAGGCAUUGUCCGGGCCGCAGCUGGGCCGCUCGCUGCUGCAGUCCGGCGGCCUGAUGACGCCGCAGGAGACCCCGCUCAGCAUCGUCACGGAGAUCCGCGUCGGAGGAGGAGGAGGUGGUGGUGGUGGUGGAGGAGGAGGAGGAGGAGACGUGGAGAGCCACAGCAACAGCGGUGGUGGUGGUGGUGGUGGUGGUGGUGAGGCAUCUGUAGUGUCAGCCGCCGCUGUUGCCGCUGCCACUGCCGUGGUGGAGGAGCGUGCCGCCAACAGCCUGGCCAUGGAGCUGAUCGCCAGGGGGUGUGUCCUGGAGGCCAGCCUGCAGGCUAACGGGGGAGGAGGCGGAGGAGGGGGUGCUGGUGUAGGUGGAGGUGGAGGUGGAGGUGGGGAGAGCGAGCCGGGGGGCACGGCUGAUGCAUGUGGCGUUGCCACCUCCUCCUCCUCCUCCUUCUCCUCCCCCUCCCCUGUUCCCCCGUCACAGACAGACUCUCGGGGUUUAGUAGAGGAGUGUAGUAGCAAUAGCAGCAUUAGCAGUGGGGGGGCUACUACAGCUGCACCUGCAGUGGACACUAGACAGAGUGCCAACACAGACACUGAGACCCCUUCCCUUGCCCCCAACACCACCAGCAACCCCUCCCACUCCCCCUCCUCCCAACCACCCUCCACCACACCUGACGUCUCCCCUACGCCCACCUGAGUUUACCUGCCUGCAGCCCUCCUAAAUAAGCCCAGCCUCCCCACCUAGCCCAUGCAACAACAACAACAACAACAACAACAACAAACCAACGCCACCGCCGCCAUGACAUGACCACUCAUGAUAUGACACCAUUCUUCCUCUCACGGUCGCUCGCGGCGCACUCACAUCUCUCACACCUGCGCAAGCAAACACACACUACGUCCCAAUCCCCAACAACCAAGUAUCUGGUUUAUACUCCUCCUCUUCUUCAUCCUCUUCCUCCUCCUUCUUGCUACUAGGCGCGAUGACACACCGCUGUUUGUCAGCACCUCAUUGCUGGACCUUCACGCUCGCACACCACAAGGAGCAUCACCAGGACUUGGACUUGGACUUGUUUGGACAGGACAGGCAGAGGGAUGGAUGGAUGGAUGGAUGGAUGGAUGGAUGGAUGGAUGGAUGGAUGGAUGGAUGGAUGGAUGGAUGGAUGGAUGGAUGGAUGGAUGGAUGGAUGGGAGAAAGAGAGCGCCAGAAAGGUCUACUAGGGCCAAUAGACAAAACACAAGACCUGGAGGACUGAACUUAAGCAGGCUCUAGAGGGGUUCAAAUCAAGACAUUUUAGGACUUUUUGUUCAUGUUUUUUUUUGUUUAUUUGUUUUUUUUUCCUGUUUUUUUUUUGGCAUUAGUGAUGCAGUAAUGGUGAGAAGGUUGUCCCCAUGUCAGGGCAUAAGCUCCUCCCCCCGCCCCGCCCCCACCCCCGCAAACCUGUCGGACUGAAGUUGGUCUUGUAUGUCUCCAUGGGAACCGCAUCUCCUGCUUUUCCUUGUCUUUUCUUUUUUUUCCUGCUGUUCUUCAUUUGUUUUUGUUGUUUUUAAGUUUCUAACAAAUCUCUCGAAAUUGGAAAGCGUGAUGAUGAUGAUGAUGAUUCGUUUCGGUGUCAGUGUUUCCUCACUUGCGUUUGCUGAUUAUAAAAACAAAUGGACAAAGAGGUUCAACAGACUUAACAGUGACGUUUUUGUCUAUAUGGAUGAGCUGUCCUUGUCUCUGUCCUGAAUGCGCUCUGGUCUCUCUCAUCGGUGUCUACUCUAAUGGCUGUCAUGUUUACACAUCAGGCUUAAGACAUAGAGUGCGUUCCAAUAUGCGACCUUGCCUCCUCCACUUAUGCUUGUCUCCUCGUACCAGGAAGUAAUAUGUCAUGAUGACAUCACUGACCACAGCAUUAUAUUUCAAUAUCUUGCAAAAGCUCAAUUGUAAAGCCUUCUUCUCAUUUGCAAUUGGGAUGGUGAAUGAAAAACAGUCCCUCAAAAGUUGUUGUGGCUAGGCUGACAGCUGGGAAACUUUAUCGUUUUCUCCACGGAGGAGGGGCCAGGAGUCGGGGCGAGGCAACAAGCACAAGUGGAGGAGGCAAGGUCGCAUAUUGUAAUGCACUCAUAAUGUACGUCAUCUUCAUGUGCUGUAAAAGACUGUACUCUUAUAUUACAUCAGUGGUUAUGUGAGUCAAGUUGAGAAACACAGGUGGUCUGUUUAGGAGCGGAGCUAGAAACCAUAAAAUGGGUGGGCGGUGGGCCCAGAAGAAAAAAUCAGACGGGCCCAAGUUCAACCCCAAAUGCCUCGCUACACCUAUGAGUCUAUCUGUCAGGCAUGCAUGUGUGUGUCUAUUUGUAAGCAGGGUUCUAAAUUGACACCAGCCAAACAGCCAAAUGCAGGUGAAAAAAUCAGUUUGGCUAGUAGAAAAGAACACUGCCUAUCCACUUUGACUGAUCGUGAGUGUAUGCUUGGCUAGUAAGAUUUAACAUCUACCAGCUAAAUUGGCCAGUGAUGACAAAACGUUGUUAUAGCCUUGUUUGUAUAUGCGUGUGUGUGUAUCCUUAAGCAGCAGUGUGAUGGCCAGUCCUCAGCGUGUCCACCACCUCUUUUGACCACUAGGGGGCUAGACUACUUCCUCCGUCUCCUCUUUGAGACACAUGAGAGGCUAAUAUAAGGAGAUUUAGGCUAGUAUGAAGGGUGUCGCCUCCAUAUUCCUCUACUUGUCUUUAAUCUUAAUCACUGACUGACCUGAAUUAUGACACCCCUGGUCUGGUCUUUAAGCCUUUCACAAACACAACUCGUCAUGGCUGCCUGUUGGGGAAGCAAAGCAGGCCACAAACACCUGUAGCUCACCCGCAAAGCAGCACUGUAUGUGCAUGCAUAAGUGUGUGUGUGUGUGUGUGUGUGUGCCUGUUUGGCCUGUGUGUAUAUUUCUGUGUGUGUAUGUCUGUGUGUGCAUGCGUGCGUGCAUGUGUGCGUGUGUGCGCGCUGGGGGUAAAACGGUUACCAUUUAGGCUCGUCAUACAGCACUUUAUGUGCAUGCAUAAGUGUGUGUGUGUGUGUGUGUGUGUGUGUGUGUGUGUGUGUGUGUGUUCGUGCCUGUCGGGCCUCUGUGCGUGUGUAUGUGUGUGCGUACGUGUGCGCGCUGGGGGUAAAACAGUUACCAUUUAGGCUCGUCAUACAGCACACUGCCUUAGACCUUUGGACUUGAGAAGAAGCAAACUGCACCAGGAAAAGCUGAAUAAUAAUGAGCUUUGAUAAUAAAUGCAGUGAGAGGAGAGGAGGGGGGGUCGGACGCCUUAUCAGAAGGAAGCUAGUGGAUAUGUUGAUGACUUUGCAGGCUACAUGGACAUUACAGGGUUAUUAUGCUUAGGUUAGGGUUGAGGUUUUGGACUUAAACUUUCUUCUUCAAGGAAACCUUGUGUUGUCCUCUGUUGAGUCUUGCAGCUGUUGUGUAUUCCCGACUGACGGAGAGAAUAUCCCCUCGACUAACCCCUCAAUUGUUAUUGCAGACAGAUAUACACACACACACACACACACACACACACACACACACACAC